Molecule: messenger RNA, 1374 nt
Organism: Lachancea lanzarotensis
Lineage: Eukaryota; Fungi; Ascomycota; Saccharomycetes; Saccharomycetales; Saccharomycetaceae
Product: LALA0S01e00430g1_1
Exons: 1
Coding region: 1-1374 (457 amino acids)
Source: RefSeq, a predicted model, not a curated record
AUGGAGUCCGAGGCCGAGUUUGAUUCGGAGUUCGUUCGAAAAUAUGGCCCAGUGAGUGUGGAAUGGAUCGAGCCACCACCUACAAACAGACUCUUUGUUAGGCCUUACGCACUUAACUACUUCUUUGAUGGCAAGCUAUAUCGUACUAAGAAUGAACGUGGUUCUGCCGUAUUUGAGCUCUUUUUCGACCUCUUGUACGUUGGAAUCAUUGCUAACUUGGCAGAGGCUGCUAUUGAAGAGGCUACGGGUGCUUCUUUUGUCAAAUAUGUCCUUCUUUUCAUGGCAGCGUGGCAGAUAUGGACAGACAUGAGAGAGUUUAUGGACUAUUAUUAUAAUAACGAUUUGAGCCAAAAGGCUUACGUUCUUUGGAUCAUGGUACUUUUAGUGGUAUAUGCAAACAAUGCUAUUGAAGUAUUGGAGUCAAAAGCGCAGACCGGAUUGGUGGUUGGCUGCUAUAUUUUGGCUCGCUUUAGUGCAAUUCUCCUCACUCUAGUUUAUACGGUGUUUGUGAAAGAGCACAGGCGACAAAUGAGAUGGUUCUCUGGUUUUACCUGCGUUUCUCUUCUGGUAUUUGGGUUUAUCAUCAUUGCACCUCUGCGAGGAAAGAUCGCGAUAGCUGCUGUGUGCUAUUUUUAUGACACUAUCGUGUACGCAAUCACCUUCCACCCAUGGUUCAAAAAACUCAUAGGCGCUCGGUACUCCACUGCAGUAAAUAUCGAACAUGAAGUGGAAAGGCAUGGAGCUUUCGUCGUGAUAGCUCUCGGAGAAUAUCUUUAUACCAUAGUAGCGUCUUCUCCCGCUGCAAGCGGUUUCAAUGAAAGGACUGCGCGUGCAAUCAGUGUUCUCAUCGUCGCCUACUGCCUUGCGUGGUUUUACUUCCGUGGUGAGGGCUCCAGAAAGGCAAUCCACGCUCUCCGUCGCAGUGUAGUUUCUGCUUAUUGUUGGAUUUAUGUGCAUGUUCCACUCAUGAUCUCCCUCAUAAUCUCGGCAGAUGCAGCUGGCGCACUUACGAGAUCACACUCUUUUUACGCCAAUGAGCGCUUUGACUCCGAAAGUUUCGAAACCGAAAGACCGGAUUACCUGCAUUCUGUUCAGAUUUUCUACGGUGCGGGUGUCGGUGUUGCUAUCAUUUGCAUGAGCGUUUUAGCUCUGUGCGAUAAAAGCUUGGAUGCUGCUGGUGACAGCAACAUCCCAUCAAAAGUUCGACUCAUUCCUCGUAUACUGGUGUCGUUCGUAAUUUUUGGCAUGUCAUUUGCCCACAUCAAGAUUACUCUUUACAUGGGACUCAUCGCACUGUUGAUGAUUUUACAGCUACUUUUUGAGAGCAUUGCUGAGCUACCAAGGACGGAAAACGGCGAAAUUGCUCUGCUAUGA